UGGCGUCCCAAGAUGGCGUCGUGGCUGCCGGAGACUCUGUUUGAAAUUGUAGGACAAGGCCCGGCGCCGAGCAAAGACUAUUACCAGUUGUUGGUCACUCAGACUCAGAUGAUCUUUAGAUGGUGGAAGAUUUCUCUGAGAAGCGAGUUUCGGACAGCAAAACCUGGAGAGAUAAAGGAAACCCAUGAAGACUUCCUAGACAACUCUAAUCUUCAAGUACAAAUCGCCUUAGUAUUUGGUGCAAGAGUAUUAGACUAUGUCUUCAACCUGUGCCAAGGUAAAUUUGACUACCUGGAGCGGCUGUCGGACAAACUGCUACUGAAGAUCAUCUGCUAUCUGGACCUCGAGGACAUUGCCAGGCUCUCGCAGACAUCCAGCAGGUUUGCCAAGCUGUGCAAGUCUGACUCACUGUGGGAGCAGAUAGUUCAAUCGGCCUGUGACACCAUCACCCCUGACAUGAGGGCCCUGGCGAUGGAUGUGGGCUGGAGACAGAUGUUCUUCACCAACAAGAUCCAGCUGCAGAGGCAGAUCCGCAAGAAGAAGCAGAGACACGGAAAGCACAAGGAGAAGCAUAUUUAGGGGCCAUGGUGCUUCUCUUCAGGCCCGGAUCUUGUCCUAAUGACAGCCAUUGCUGAUUUCAGGAAUCACCUGAAAAUCCCACUUUGAACACACAUACAAAUCCACCCAGUGCCUUGCUUGAGCAAACCACCCCUGUCCUGCUCAGGCCAACCCAUGGCCCACAUACCUAAGGCUACAAGACAGGAAGCCUCUCAGGCCACCACCUUCCCCAACCCCUGCUGCUCCUGAGGGAAAAGGCUUGUUGUGUAUGAACUAACAAUAAAGAGUUACUACCA
Microtus oregoni (creeping vole) is the source of this 854-nucleotide messenger RNA. RefSeq names its product F-box protein 36 (gene Fbxo36). Gene Ontology annotation, molecular function: protein binding. NCBI's taxonomy places the organism in Eukaryota, Metazoa, Chordata, Mammalia, Rodentia, Cricetidae. The transcript is spliced from 4 exons. Bases 13 to 579 code for a protein of 188 amino acids. The record is from RefSeq and is a predicted model, not a curated record.